AUGAAAUCCCAACUUCUCUUCGCCCUGCUGGGAGCCACCUGCACCUUGGCCCAUCACAUGGUCUCCAAUGUUUGGAUCGACGGCGUGAACCAGGGAGCCGGCACCUGCAUGCGUACUCCCCUCGAUACUUCUCCCAUGACCGAUAUCACCGCUUCCACUAUGGCCUGCAAUGUCAACGGCAACAGGAAAUUCGAAAUCACUUGCCCUGCGAAUGCUGGUUCGACUGUCACUAUCCAGUGGCGUACUUGGCCCGACGGCAGCAAUGAUAGCCCCAUUGAUGUCUCUCACCAGGGCCCAUGUGCUGUGUACAUGAAGAGGAUGGGUGACAAUGGUGACGGUGAGGUUGCUGGAGGUGGAUGGUUUAAGAUUUGGCAGGAUGGAUUUCGCGACGGAGAGUUCUGUACCGAGAGACUGCGCAAGAACGGUAACAGGAUGGUCGUCAAGAUUCCCGAGGACUUGGCCGGAGGUUACUACACCCUUCGUGCCGAACACCUUGCUCUUCACCAGGCUCAGAGUGUCGGUGGUGCUCAGUGGUAUGUUGGAUGUGCCCAACUCUUUCUCUACUCGACCGGCGGAAACACCAAACCCGGCAACACCGUUUCUAUCCCCGGAUACGUCUCUGCCCAGCACCCCGGCGUUCACUACGACUAUUGGCUCAAGAAGGGUGCUGGUUAUAAGAUGCCUGGACCUGAGCCAUACGUCAAGACCAAUAGCGGUGGUGGCAAUCCCAUCAAGGUCCCCUUCACGCCCCACAAGUACGGCGAGUGCUUGGUCAAGAACGCGAACUGGUGUGCCGUUUCUCCUCCCGCUCACAACAAUGAGGUUUCUUGCUGGAAGGCUUCCCAGAAUUGUUGGAAGCAGCUUGAUACUUGUUACGCCGAGGCCCCUAUCACUGGUAACAAGGGCUGCAAGGAAUGGGAGAAGAGGUGUGAGAACUAUCUGACUGCCUGCCAUAAGUGCACCCAGAAUGGCUGUCAGGGCUCUAAGGUGAAGAGGGUGAGGCGUGCCAUGCGUGGACACAAGCGUCGCCAUACUCACCAGAUCGACACCCUUGUCGAAGCCCUUUGA
Molecule: messenger RNA, 1068 nt
Organism: Tricharina praecox
Lineage: Eukaryota; Fungi; Ascomycota; Pezizomycetes; Pezizales; Pyronemataceae
Product: glycosyl hydrolase family 61-domain-containing protein
Exons: 7
Coding region: 1-1068 (355 amino acids)
Source: RefSeq, a predicted model, not a curated record